GGCAAAGCUGGCCAGCCGGGAAUCUUCGUCGUCCUUCUUCAUUGCAUGUUUAUCUCUCUCUGAGCCAGUGUCACCCAUCGUCCCGCACUUUUCGUCCACAUCGCGCCCCCCUCCAGUGUUAUUUUCGUACUUCGGGACACGGAACACGGGACUUGGGUCGUCCGUCGCAUUUUGUGUCCAUGCUCAGACAGACAAACGGCGAUGGCCUUGCUGGCGAGGAAAAGGGGGGCGGCGGAGGCGUGAGCGGAGCGGGAAUCGGCUGAUUCUGCGUGCUUGUGGCAGCAUGAGCAGGACAGCUGAGGCCUCGAUGGCCCACUUAAGAGCCAGCGGGAUUCCUAUCUCUUCCAAUCAAGUGUUCCCCGCUCUCCCACCGUGAUGAUCCUGCUCCUCGCCCUCUUGUUCGUAGGCCUCGCCAGCCUUCCCUCCCUGCACGUGAGACUAUGGAGGGCCAUAGUCGACCGCUCUACGGAGGCCGAGACGGCCAUGUUCGACGCCGAGCGCUUCUCCGAGCUGUCCGCGCGUCGAGGCACGGCCGACGAGGGCAAGAAGCGCGAUGCGACCUGCGUCAUCAUCGGUGGCAGCAUCGCGGGCUGCAUGAUGGCUUGCGUGGCCUCGCACCACUAUGCGCGCGUCGUCAUGGUCGAGCCGUCGACGGACGAUGCAUCGCGGCGCUCGAGGGUGAUGCAGUACGACCAGGUCCACAUCUUUUCCAACUUUGCCGUCGAGUCACUCCAUCGGCUCUGGCCGGGCGCCUUUGAAGCCGGUGCCGUUGCGCGUGGUGGCCGCUUCGACGACACGUCCACGCUUCGCUUCGAGCUGCUGCUGGGUGCGCACCUGUUCCGCUGGGACGAGCGGGCGCCGCGGUUCGGGCCCUCGGGCAAGAACGCACUGGCCAUCUCGCGGCCCGUCAUGCAGGACCUCUUGGCCGACCUCGCUGCGCACCACACGCCUGGCGUCGAGGUCAUCCGUGGCCGGGUGACGGGCAUGGCGUGUGACGGCAAAAGCGGCCAGGUGAGCCAGGUGCAUGUCGUGCUCCAUGAUGGCCAGCCGCGGCCAGCGACGACGACGACGACGACGACGACACUGAACUGCGGCCUGCUCAUUGACUGCUCAGGGCCCGCGCAGGUGUAUCGACGGCUGAUUCGGGGCGAUGGCCGUUUUACUGAGCCGCAGCGCGAGAGCUAUCGGAUCAACAUUGCCUAUGCCUCGGCCACCUUUGCGCUCGACGCGACCAUCCGCGACCGCAUGCCCCUGCCUGCCACGACGGCGGCCUCUCGACCCACGUGGGGCCAGGCUUCGCCCAUCAGCUUCUCCUCGCCGCUCCUGACGGAGCAGAGCAGCUACGCGAGCAUGGCGCAUACCGACGGCGACAAGUGCUACCUGGGCUGGAUGAAGUACGACGCGGCUGCACAGGAGAUGCCCACGGACCUGGCGACGUUUGGCAAAUGCAUGCGGGCCACUUACCGGGCCAACACGGGUGCCGAGCCGGGCGCAUGGUUCGACGAGUCGAUGGCGCUGCUGGCAGAGAAUGAGGCUGCGACGGGGAACAAGGUGCGCUUCGUGCAUGCGCGCGGACACGACUCGUACGUGUGCCGCAUCGAUGCGCGCAACCGUAGGCUGCCGGCCAACCUCGUUCUCGUCGGCGACUCGUUCUGCAAGCUCAACCCGGCGUUUGGCCAGGGCACGGAAAAGGCCAUGAUGGACUGCCUCGCCCUGUCGACGAGCCUCGGCCGCUGGCAGGCCAUGGCCGAUGUGAUGCGCGACUUUGAGGCCAGGCGGAGGACCAAGACGUACACCCUCUUUGGCUUCAACCGUGCCCUCGAUCUGGCGAGCCCCGAAGUGCGCAAGCUCAAUCCCACUCUCGCUGCGACGACGGGCAGGGCUCAGCGCACCGUGCUCCGCACCCUGCUCAGAUACCUGGACCGCUACGGCGAUGUGGCCCGUUCCAAUGUCCUCGUCGGCGUCGUCUUUGGCGCCACGGGCUCGGCAGCCCUGCUGCAUCCCUGGAUGCUCGUCGCCGUCGUGUGGGGCCUGUUCCUCGGUGCACGGUAGAGUAGCGAGAACAAUGACUAAGUCGGUGCGAUCGAUGUAGCAUUUAUAGAGCGUAAAAGCACGAAUGAGAUGGUGGAUUGCAGGAGCG
Molecule: messenger RNA, 2140 nt
Organism: Acaromyces ingoldii
Lineage: Eukaryota; Fungi; Basidiomycota; Exobasidiomycetes; Exobasidiales; Cryptobasidiaceae
Exons: 4
Coding region: 376-2052 (558 amino acids)
Molecular function (GO): monooxygenase activity
Source: RefSeq, a predicted model, not a curated record